AUGGGCCUCAAGGAAGAUCUGAACUACGAUCCUCCAUGCCAUCCUCGAGCAUGCGCUAUCCAAGCCUGCCUAACCAAAAAUUCGUAUCGCGAAGACAAGUGCCAAGCGCAAAUCGAUGCCUUAUAUGAAUGCUGUAACGCUUUCUACCAGAAGGAAGGCGACGAGGGCAAGACCGUGAGCUGUCCGAAAGCCAACCUGUUGCGAUUGAAGCUGAAGCAACGGGCGGAGGCACGGGGCUGA
Messenger RNA from Aspergillus chevalieri, 240 nucleotides. RefSeq names its product Cx9C motif-containing protein 4, mitochondrial (gene CMC4). Gene Ontology annotation, cellular component: mitochondrial intermembrane space. The transcript is spliced from 4 exons. The record is from RefSeq and is a predicted model, not a curated record. NCBI's taxonomy places the organism in Eukaryota, Fungi, Ascomycota, Eurotiomycetes, Eurotiales, Aspergillaceae. The coding region runs from base 1 to 240 and encodes 79 amino acids.